UUCAUUUUCUGUGUUUUGGUUUGCUUUAUCACAAUCUUUUAUCGCUAGACAAGAAAAGAAUCUCUGUAAAUAUCCGGGUUAGGUACCCUCCAGGGCUUAGGUUGGUGCUGUGUACCUUCAUACCAGUUACAGCGGUAUUUCUUAUCCGUUACCCUCCAGCCAUGAUACAGCAAGUGUAUAAAACCCUGCCUGAUGAUGAACCUAUAUUGUCCAUUUGUGUUGUCGAAGAUCCUGUAAAGUGCCCUCCCGGAUAUUAUGUGGUCAAUCGAACCCAUGAUCAAGAUUCAGAUGCAGAUUUGUACCGGCAGUCAGCAUUAUUUGGCAAAAGAAAUACUCGUUAUCUCUGCAUCUCUAAAAUUCACGGAAUUGCAGACCUAAUUGUAGAAUCCAUUGCCAUCGUUGGAGAGAAGGAUCCACCACCUGCAAGUUACUGUGUAAUGGCCAAAACUAAAGACACAGAUCAAAAAGCAUGGAGGAAAAGCCAACUUUGCUACAAGGUUGCAAGGCGUACAACAGCUAUCGCUUGUGUUACUGAUAUAAUUUUGCUCAGUCGCAUGAAAAAGGCUCCAGAUGGUUUCCUUUUAGGAGGAGAGAUAAACGGUCUUACUUUGUGCUAUAAGGUUGGAACCAACACCAACGGUGAAAUCAUUGCGAGAUCAGGAGCAAAAUCUACCAUGCCUCAGCUAGCAUAUAGUCUUAAUCCUCGAGGCCCCUCAGUCAAUGGUAAUUCAAAUGUUCUGCCAAUGCCCCUUCCACACAGGCGAGCCCCUGCUGAGAAUCCUCCGGUUAAUGAUCCUGGCUACCAGAAUGUUGCUUUGAAUAAUGAUGAUGAUUCACCACAUGAAUAUGAAAAGUUAGUCAUAUCACCAUUAUCGCCCAAAAGACCAGCUCCACUACCCCCAACUUCCGCAGGCCCUCUUCCAUUGCGUCCCGCACCCAAACUGCCAUCAACAAUGUCUACUUACGCUACCCUUGGUAGUUUUCAAGGAUUGGAAGGCAUUCCGUUCGUGCUCAACACUAAACUGCAGUUUAAUUCCUCUAAGGUAACUGUUCCUCCUCUGAAAUUUAGAACAGCAUAUGAAAUUGAGAAAGAGUUUGAUUAUGAUUUCCGAUUGGAAAGACAAACUUAAAUUUAAGAGUAACAACAAUCAAUUGUAGCUUCAUUAAAUCUGUUAAAAUUUAUAAAUGACAUUCACCUGUAGUGGUCUUAAGUAUUUUGUCAGAGAUCUUUUGUUUGAAGACUUUGAUGAACCAUAUCACAUCAAGCUCUGUGAACACUGCCAAUAUAUCCAUGCAGCUAUUCUUCAGUGUUCGUUCCUUUUUAGUUUUUGUUUUAAACUACUGGAAGGAAGUGCACUUUGUAACUCAGUCAGUAACAUAGUAGCCAAAUGAAGCCAAUCAAUCAAUUAAUUAAUUGUGAUGUCAGAGAAACCCUGACAAUUUUUACGUCUGAACUGUGAUUAAUCUUUUGUCAUAUUGUAAUUGAAAAUAUUUGGUGGCCUGUUGUAUUGGGCAGGGAAUUAAUUCAGUGCCUCUUUAUUUGUUAAGAAUCAAUUGAAAUAAUGGAGCCAUUUUCAUUCCUUUGACCAUUGUUUUAUAUUUAUCUGUAAUCUAUAGUUAUUGUGUAAAUCAAUUUUGAAAAAUGGCACGUGUUAGAUAUUAUCUUUAUUUUACUUGACAGACCUGUAAACUGAACGGACUGUUAAAGUACACUGUUACUUAGCUACUAGAUGAGAGUAGAGAAGAUUUUUUAUUUUAAACCUGUUUAGUUGACUUCCUGAUGAGCAGUUUAUGUUGUUGUUGUUUUUCUUUUUUUGAAUAAGUGCGGUGAACUCCAAUGCAAAAUACGUUGCAGGUUAAAAUUAUAUUAUUAAGUGAAAACUCAAGCGCUUCCAUGAGAAGACUGCAGGAUGUUAAUGUUAGUGGAUCCCGGUUGUGCUUUGUAAGUUUCACAUUUUGUGUAUCCUGCAUGUAUCAUUCCUAAGAGUGAAAAAUGUGGUUAUGAAAGGUUACUUCUGCCUCGUCUUAUUUGUUCUGCACCGUAGACUUACCAAUACCCAAAAUUCAUGUGAAAGAGAGAUAGGAGGGGUGUAUAAACAUUUAUAAAACUAGUAUCUCACUGUACCCUGUUUCAUUUUUGUUUCUUACUAUGACCUGACUGUCAUUUUCUUUUUAUGGAACUCUAUGUCAGCCUGGGUUAAGUGAUUUAGAGGCUGCCUUAUCAACUCAAAAAGUUGGGGGGAAAAAUCAAUUUUUUGUAUCAGGACUUUGAUCUUACAUAAUAAAUACCACACAUACCCUUUCAAGUAAAUUAUGGUAUUUAUAUGGAAUCUCUUUUUUGAACAACUUAUUGUGAAACCUUUGCAAUAUUUUUUAGAUAUUUUUUUAACUCAAUAAUUCAGGUAACAAGAAAAUUGUAACUGAAAAGAUCUUUUAAAAAUUUGAUUGUCUUGAACAUUUUUAGUCUGUUAGCUAGUAAACAAAUUUUAUCUAAAUUACUUCUGUUGAUAUUUUUAUUAUAUGUUGUUCACACUAGAAGUAGUUUCCACUUGCUAGUUUUUAUGUUAUCUGCAUGUGCCAUGAAGAGAAAUUUAAGUAGAGAGAAGUAUUAUCUCAAAUUUCUUCCAGUGUGCUAUGCAAUUUUGUCUCUCUUUCUUAGUUUUCCUUUUUGUAAGUGAGAAGAAGAUUGACUUGCAUCACAUAAGAUGCCAAUAACUUCUGUUAUCUUACUGUUAGUAAUAUUCACAAUGACAAUUAAUUCAUCACCUCAUUUAUCCCAUCAGAUAAAAGCAAAACAGAGGCUGAACAAAGUAUAAGUAUUAUGCAUAGUGUUGUAAGUAAUUUUGUAUGUUAUAGAAAAUGAGUGCUGUGUGUCAAAUUCUACCAUUUGUUAGUAAAAUUUCCCUCUUUUUUACAAAGAAAAA
This is a messenger RNA of Frankliniella occidentalis (western flower thrips), 2924 nucleotides long. RefSeq names its product multivesicular body subunit 12B (gene Mvb12). The record is from RefSeq and is a predicted model, not a curated record. Gene Ontology annotation, cellular component: ESCRT I complex; late endosome. The transcript has 7 exons. Gene Ontology annotation, biological process: virus maturation; viral budding; regulation of epidermal growth factor receptor signaling pathway. Bases 162 to 1130 code for a protein of 322 amino acids. Lineage: Eukaryota; Metazoa; Arthropoda; Insecta; Thysanoptera; Thripidae.